This is a messenger RNA of Durusdinium trenchii, 939 nucleotides long. The record is from the annotation of a GenBank genome assembly. Lineage: Eukaryota; Dinophyceae; Suessiales; Symbiodiniaceae.
AUGGGGGUGUGGGGGUGUUCACCGUUGGCAGCCCAGUGGGAGGCUGACCUUUGCCACCAGUCCUCACACCAGAUGCGCGACUUCGGAGCACAGAACUUGGGCAACUUCGCGUGGGCGUUGGCCAAGCUCCUGGUCGAUGAUGCUCCCAUCAUGGCGCAGAUCUCCGCGAUGGCACGCCAGAAGAUACGGCUUUGUGGUCACCAAGAACUGGGCAACAUCGCUUGGGCCUUCACUACGCUGAGCAUCCGAGAGCUACCUCUGUUGGAGGCCAUCGCGGUGGAAUCCCAGCGGCGCAUGGUGGAGUUCAACGUGCAGGGUAUGGCGAACAGCGCGUGGGCCUUGGCCAAGGUGAGUUUUCCACAUCAGCCCUUCUUCAACUCCGUUUCCGCCGCUGCCCAGCGGAGCAUGUCAGAGUGGGAUCCGCAGGCGAUUGCCAACCUCUCUUGGUCUUUCGCCACGAUCAGCGUCCUCGACGAUCCCUUGAUGACAGCGAUUUCCUUGCGAGCUGUUUGCGUCAUCUCUGAGUUUGCCUGUCAGCACCUGUCCAACAGCAUUUGGACCUAUGCCACCCUACAAGUGGAGUAUGAUGCAGAGUGCUUGACGGAACUGACCGCUGUCAACGCACCAAAAAGGGGGGCGCCCGAACGCGAGACACGCUCCGCGAAGCUCUCACUUGCGUGCGAGCUUUUCGGGGCCGACGUCCGGUUUCGAGUGAUUUUUGGAAUUGCUGACAUUUGGCGUCGAAGGUGGCGUGUCAUUGGGCGUAGGUGCAGUGCCUUGCUAAGCCGCCAGCACUUGCGCUUGAACGGUCGCCACUGGCGGGUGAAGGGUGCAGACUCGACUGGUCGACCUAGUGAAGCGUACCCGGCGGGUGAUCCAAAACGCGCGGGGGCAACGCGUGCUUCGGGAUCUUGCGGUCGGCGCACAGUGACGCCGUGA